Molecule: messenger RNA, 1587 nt
Organism: Babesia sp. Xinjiang
Lineage: Eukaryota; Apicomplexa; Aconoidasida; Piroplasmida; Babesiidae
Product: tRNA (guanine(37)-N1)-methyltransferase
Exons: 7
Coding region: 1-1587 (528 amino acids)
Biological process (GO): translation; tRNA N1-guanine methylation
Cellular component (GO): ribosome; cytoplasm
Molecular function (GO): structural constituent of ribosome
Source: RefSeq, a predicted model, not a curated record
AUGGGUGACAGGCGUGUAAAACGCCGACUGGAAGGUUCGACUGCGUGGUCUCCUGCAGUAUCGGCAUUGCCGGAGAUAAAGUCCCCUGAGGACCUUGAAAAUUAUGCUAUAAAGGAAGAUUGUGUUUUUGUGGCAUUGCGCCCCGAAGAUCAAAAAACCUUUGCCGAGAAGGGUUUUUUUAGGAAACUAGUCAGAAAUUACAAAAAAUCGUUAAAUACCGCUUGUUUAAAGGAUGUUGAGCUUCCGGAUGAUGCAAGGCGCUUCGUCGUGAGCGGUUGGGAAACCCUCAACUCCGAUCUGCAGGCCCUGAUACAGACGAAAGCCAUUGCUUUUCGCAAUUUCACUCACAUCAGAAGAUACGAGGAUUUGUCUUUGGAUGAAUGUUUAAGGUUGCUGGGUGAUUCUCACGGUGUUAUGGUGAGCUUCGAGACGGUGGGUCACAUAGCGCAUUUGAACCUUCCCUCUGAACGCUUGUGGGCAAAACACAUUAUCGCAAAAAUUUUAUUAGACAAGCACAAACACAUCCGAACUGUUGUCAAUAAGGUUAAGGAAGUUGACAACGAAUUUCGAACAAUGGAACUUGAGUUACUGGGUGGUUCCGACGACUUUGUUGCGGUUCAACAUGAGAAUGGGUAUACUUUCAAAAUCGAUUUCCGAAAAGUAUAUUGGAACUCCCGGUUGAUUCGAGAGCGGGAACGCAUAAGUGAAACGUUUAAUAUGGGUGAUGUGGUCGUUGACAUGUUUGCAGGGGUUGGCCCCUUUGCUGUAUACGCUGCUGGCAAGGGAUGUUUGGUGUUUGCGAACGACCUUAACCCAGUGGGUACUCGCUACAUCGAAAUAAAUGCCAAUUUGAACAAGAUUGCUAACAUGGUCUUUCCUUAUAACCUUGAUGCCCGCGAUUUCGUGAAGAACUUUGCGAAUUAUGGGAUCAUGGACAAGGCUGCAACGGCGUUCAGGGAUCAUGUGUUGAAACCUGAGAACAAGGUUCACUUUGUCAUGAAUUUGCCUAAGGACGCCAUAGAAUUUUUGGAUGUUUUGGUUGGACUAGCAAAAGGCGUUUCUUCGGCGAACGUGCGUACAUGUAUGGUCCAUUGUUAUUGCUUCAGCGAUGCGGAGGAUGUCGAGGCCGACAUUGAUGAACGUAUGGCGAAGGUUCUGAAGGAACAUAUUGGAGAGAAGAAAAUUAUCAACGGUCGAGUACGUACUAAGACCGUCAAGCGCGCUGCGCGUCAGAUCGUAGAGAAGUAUUAUGCGAAGCUUGGUUUGGACUUCCACUUCAACAAGAAGGUUGCGGAAGAGGUGGCCCAGAUUCCAUCUAAGCGUAUGCGCAACAAGGUCGCUGGGUUCAUCACUCAUUUGAUGCGUCGCAUCCAAAAGGGUCCUGUUCGUGGCAUUUCGCUGAAGCUCCAGGAGGAAGAGCGUGAACGCCGUAUGGACUUCGUCCCUGAACGUUCUGAGGUGGACGUGCCGCUGAUCCAGGUGGACCAGGACACUGCCGAUAUGUUGAGCUUCCUGAAGCUGAACAUCCCCAACGUUAAGGUGAUCACCGCCAAUAUGCAUGGUGAUGCUAUGCACCAGAGGUUCUGA